UUAAAAUCCCAUUAAAACGUUUUAUGGAAAUAAACACGAUUCCCUCAUCAAAUCGGAUCCUUGCCCGUAGCACCCUAAACUUCCAUGCAGCCUCUCACCGUCGACGUUCCUUUUCCUUCUCAUAAACGGAAACGCCUCCAUACAAAACACAACUAAACCCUAAAGCCUGUGACGCUGAGAGAGUGAGAGAGAUUCCAUGAAUCCUCGUCCAUGGCAACUCCAAAGAAACCUCUCUUUUCCAUCAGCCCUUGCCAAGGGCAAUUUCGUCGUUAUUGUUGAAACGAUGCGUCGCAGAGCCAAUUCAAAGGCCGACCUAAAUUUCCCGCCAAUCCGACCUAAGAUCACGUAUCCUUCCAGCCACGCCAUCACGGAGAAUGUGGAGGAGCUCACCGGUCGAUUAAAUAGUGGCGGGUCAACGGUCAGGGAUAGCUCCGUCGAGUCGGUUUCGGUUUUGUUGCCGGAUUGGGAGGUUCUGAUGAUCGUGUCGCCUGGGAGUGUAGUAAAUUCGGGUGAGAGACUCUGGUGUCUUUACGCGAAUAACGCGACUUCCAAGGCGAUUUUCGCCGGGGUCUUACCGUCUACGAACCAGACGACGUUCAAGUGCUGGUUUCCGGAGAGCGCCCGCCGCCGGAAGAUGUUCUUGCAGCCGGUGUUGUUGACGAGAUCUCCGGAGAAGGAAAAGUCUUCGGAGGCGGCGCCGAUAAUGAUCAAGUGGAGGUUCAUGGCAUACGAGUCGUUUUCGACCGAAGACGACGUCGUGUUAUUCGUGAAGGGCGUGAAUAACCGUCAAGGUAUCAACAGGUCUCCAAGCGAUUUCAAGUGCGUGUUCGGCAAUAACGGCGUGAAAACGGCCGUCACGAGCUCCACGCAAGAGGUGUUCCGGUGUCCGCACCCGAACUUAACGGAGGUCGAUUCUGGCGGGGAUGAUGAGAGACUCCAAAUCAAAGUCUCCCUCGAAAUUUCUGGAGAAAACCUGGUGGUCCCCUCUGUUGCGUACUACACUCCCCCGUCCACAAUAGCACUCCCAAGGCGAAAGUCCUUAUUGUGCGCAUGUACAAUGGUGUACAACGCGGCCAAGUUCUUAAGGGAAUGGGUUACUUACCAUUCAAAAAUUGGCGUGGAUCGGUUCAUAUUGUACGAUAACGACAGCGACGAUGACUUGCAGACGGUGGUGAAGGAUCUUAAUCAAGAGGGUUAUGCCAUGGAAACACUGUUAUGGAUUUGGCCCAAGACGCAAGAAGCUGGUUUCUCUCAUGGGGCUGUAUACGUUAAUGAUUCCUGUACUUGGAUGAUGUAUACGGAUGUUGACGAAUUCAUUUUUGCUCCAAAUUGGAAUAAUUCAGAGCACCCAUCGGAUCAAAUGCUCAAGUCCUUGUUACCAGAUACCGCAAAAUCAUCAUCAUCGAAGCAGCGGCAUCAUCAUCAUCGGAUCGGGCAAGUCUCGUUUAGUUGUAACGAAUUUGGGCCUUCUGAUCAGAAACAACAUCCGGUUGAAGGGGUCACACAAGGGUAUACAUGUCGUAGACAGGAGGAGAACAGGCACAAAUCGAUUGUGUUGUUGGAUGCAAUUGAUCAUUCGUUGCUUAAUGUGAUACAUCAUUUUGGGUUAAAGGAGAAUUACAGGAGCAAGCAGGUGAGGAUGGAGGUUGGUUUGGUGAACCAUUACAAGUACCAAACAUGGCCUGAAUUCAAGUCCAAGUUCAGGAGGAGGGUCUCUGCUUAUGUGGUGGAUUGGAGAAAAGCCUCAAACCCCAACUCAAAGGACCGGACUCCGGGCUUGGGGUUUGAGCCCAUAGAGCCCAAAGGGUGGGCUCACAAGUUUUGUGAAGUGAGAGAUGAAAGGUUGAAGUUGUUGACACAAGCAUGGUUUGGGAAUCAAACUUCGAAUGGGCUUAAGAUGGCUUGGCAAAGGUGAAUAUUCAAGAUGGCUAGGAGAUUUAACAUCGGAAUACUACUUUAUCAACAUUGUUUAGAAUCUUCUUAAGUGUUGAGUUAAGAAGGAAAGGAA
This is a messenger RNA of Tripterygium wilfordii, 2008 nucleotides long. RefSeq names its product glycosyltransferase family 92 protein RCOM_0530710-like. The transcript has 2 exons. The coding region runs from base 197 to 1915 and encodes 572 amino acids. NCBI's taxonomy places the organism in Eukaryota, Viridiplantae, Streptophyta, Magnoliopsida, Celastrales, Celastraceae. The record is from RefSeq and is a predicted model, not a curated record.